CAAAAUUUCACUACAAAAACAAAAGGCCUAAAUGUUCGUCGACUCAGAAAAGAGUACGUGGCUAUCCCACUAGUAGGGACUUAUUUGCAUGUAAGUAGAAGGCCUUUUCUAUCACUACAAAAACAAAAGGCCUAAAUUAAAGAGUACGUAUAUAUGAUGAAGGAAUAUAAUGAAGAACUCGGAGCCUUAAUCAAGGUUUGGAUUGUGGCCAUCUUGUGUAUCAGCUACUGCUACUUGAUUCCCAUGCGGAUGAUCAAGAAGAACGCCAUGUCGAGGUUAAUCUCUCUUCUCCCCGUCAUCACCAUCUUUUUCAUCCUCCCGCUUCCAUUCACAACCGUCCAUCUUUCCUUUGUUGUAUUCUUCUACCUCACGUGGCUUGCGAACUUCAAACUCUUACUCUUGGCGUUCAACCGUGGCCCUUUAGCCCCCACCCCGCCCUUACCUUUCUUCGUUUUCGUAUCCGUUGCUAUGUUACCAAUUGACCUUAAACAUUCACCUAACCAAAAAAAGAAAAUUGACCCAGCUCCAGCUCCAGUUCCAGCACAUAAACCGUUUAUUUUAGCAUUUAAAGCAAUAAUUCUCAACAUAAUUGUAGAUUUCUACAAAUACAAACAUAAACUCCACCCGAAUGUCAUUCUAGCUUUGUACAAAGGCCAUAUUUUCCUCACUGUCGAGUUAGGUUUAACCAUUACAGCUUUCUUUCUUAUGAUUUUUCUCGGAUUUGAUUUAGAGAUCGAACCACAAUUCAAUGAACCUCUUUUGGCUACCUCUCUUCAGGAUUUUUGGGGCCGCCGUUGGAACCUUGUGUCAUCGAGAAACCUAAGAGCUGUUGUGUACAAUCCAACUCGAGAGAUCCUUACUCCAACUUUUGGCAAAUUAAGGAGCCAACAGCUCGCAAUUUGCGUUACUUUUUUGGUGUCCGGGCUAAUGCAUGAGUUGCUGUUUCUAUAUAUUACUCGUGUUCAGCCGACUUGGGAGGUUACAUGGUUUUUUGUACUACAUGGGGUAUGUACGGCUGUCGAGGUGGGAGUCAAGAAGACGGUGGCAGGCAGGUUGGGGUUCAUGCAUAGGGCGGUGUCAUGGCUGCUUACGGUGUCGUUUGUGAUGGUUACUGCUGUUUGGUUGUUCUGGCCACUAUUAUUACGGAAUGGCGUAUGUGACAAGGUCAUAAACGAGUAUUCAGUCAUGGUGAAUUUUGUGAUGUCUAAAUGCAUGGGAAUGAAAGCAUAAAAUAUAAUGGUGAACUAGGGAAUCUCCGGCCUGCAUUACGGGCACCAUUCGUGUUGAAACGAUUGUAUUAUUUAGGAUAUACUUGCAUUGAAUUAACAAAUAUUCUAUUA
Erigeron canadensis is the source of this 1340-nucleotide messenger RNA. Its product is annotated as probable long-chain-alcohol O-fatty-acyltransferase 5. The transcript has a single exon. The record is from RefSeq and is a predicted model, not a curated record. The coding region runs from base 154 to 1230 and encodes 358 amino acids. NCBI's taxonomy places the organism in Eukaryota, Viridiplantae, Streptophyta, Magnoliopsida, Asterales, Asteraceae. Gene Ontology annotation, biological process: lipid metabolic process.